Messenger RNA from Hordeum vulgare subsp. vulgare (domesticated barley), 649 nucleotides. Its product is annotated as histone H3.2. NCBI's taxonomy places the organism in Eukaryota, Viridiplantae, Streptophyta, Magnoliopsida, Poales, Poaceae. Gene Ontology annotation, cellular component: nucleosome. Gene Ontology annotation, molecular function: protein heterodimerization activity; DNA binding; structural constituent of chromatin. The transcript has a single exon. The record is from RefSeq and is a predicted model, not a curated record. The coding region runs from base 66 to 476 and encodes 136 amino acids.
CCGCCGCCCCAAUCCCCCAACACGAAACGACCGCCCAGGCCGCCGCCGAUCCCCAGCCAGCUCCGAUGGCCCGCACGAAGCAGACGGCGCGCAAGUCCACUGGCGGCAAGGCGCCGCGGAAGCAGCUGGCGACCAAGGCGGCGCGCAAGUCCGCCCCGGCCACCGGCGGCGUGAAGAAGCCCCACCGUUUCCGCCCGGGGACCGUCGCGCUGCGCGAGAUCCGCAAGUACCAGAAGAGCACGGAGCUGCUCAUCCGCAAGCUCCCGUUCCAGCGGCUGGUGCGGGAGAUCGCGCAGGACUUCAAGACGGACCUGCGCUUCCAGAGCUCCGCCGUCUCGGCCCUCCAGGAGGCCGCCGAGGCGUACCUCGUCGGGCUCUUCGAGGACACCAACCUCUGCGCCAUCCACGCCAAGCGCGUGACCAUCAUGCCCAAGGACAUCCAGCUCGCCCGCCGCAUCCGCGGGGAGCGCGCGUAGGCUCGCAAUGCUUCCUGCCGCCAUGGUUCCUUCUUGGUUGGCCCCGAGGGGAUUGUUUCGUCCUGUUAUCGUAGUCCACCUGUGCUUCGAGUUGUUAUUAGGUUCUAGUCGAUGAUAUGGUCCUGUGAUAUUGAUUACCAGUUCGAAAAUUGCAAUGGAUGUCAUUCAUUUUA